CUGUCGCUCACAGGGCGUCACUUCGCUCUGUCUGGAUACAUCUGUCUCUCGAGCAGGGCUGCUGGAGCCUGGGCGCACCUCGUCGUGACAUAUCGGUUGUAGGAUAUCGCUGUGGUGGAGGAAUCCGGGAAUCGCGGCGGGGCCCGUGGCUCGCGAUCCAACGCUCUAUCGGGUCGUUUCGCAUUGUCGCGACAUAUCGCUGCCAUGGGCUGCACCGUGAGCGCCGAGGACAAAGCGGCAGCCGAGAGGUCGAAAAUUAUCGAUAAAAACCUGAGGGAAGAUGGCGAGAAAGCUGCGAGGGAGGUUAAACUGCUCCUACUGGGUGCGGGGGAGUCUGGAAAGAGUACCAUCGUCAAACAGAUGAAGAUCAUACAUGAGGACGGGUAUUCAGAAGAGGAGUGCCGGCAGUACCGCGCCGUGGUAUACAGCAACACCAUUCAGUCCAUCAUGGCAAUUAUCAAGGCUAUGGGGAACCUGAAGAUAGAUUUUGGAGAUGCUGCCCGAGCGGAUGACGCCAGACAGCUGUUCGCGCUGUCCUGCACAGCUGAAGAGCAGGGCAUACUGCCGGAUGACUUGGCCGGAGUGAUUAGAAGACUAUGGGCAGACCAAGGAGUGCAGGCCUGUUUUAAUCGAUCCAGGGAGUACCAGCUCAAUGACUCUGCUGCAUAUUAUCUCAAUGAUCUGGAGAGAAUUGCACGGUCAGACUAUGUUCCGACCCAGCAGGACGUUCUUAGGACGCGAGUGAAAACUACAGGCAUCGUCGAGACGCAUUUCACCUUUAAAGAUCUGCAUUUCAAGAUGUUUGAUGUUGGUGGCCAGCGAUCUGAAAGAAAGAAGUGGAUUCACUGCUUCGAGGGUGUGACAGCCAUCAUUUUCUGUGUGGCGCUCAGUGCCUAUGAUCUGGUGCUGGCAGAAGAUGAGGAGAUGAACCGCAUGCAUGAGAGCAUGAAGCUAUUUGACAGCAUCUGCAACAACAAAUGGUUCACAGAGACAUCCAUUAUCCUCUUCCUCAACAAGAAGGACCUGUUUGAGGAGAAGAUCACACACAGCCCCCUCACCAUCUGCUUCCCAGAAUACACAGGUGCUAAUCAGUACGAUGAAGCAGCCAGUUACAUCCAGAGUAAAUUCGAGGACCUGAACAAGAGGCGCGAUACAAAAGAGAUUUACACACAUUUCACGUGUGCGACUGACACAAAGAACGUACAGUUUGUGUUUGACGCAGUGACAGAUGUGAUCAUCAAAAACAACCUUAAGGACUGUGGUUUAUUCUGAGUCCGAGGGUUGUGUGUGUCAAUGCUGUCUGUGGAUUGGGGGAUUUUACCCUUCUGGAUUUUACAGUUUUUAUCCCGAGUUUGUUGCAUUUUGUAAUUAACCCUUCCUCUGCUGGAUUGAAGUCUGCCGAGCAGAGCCAUACACUAUGCAAGGCUGUGCUUCGGAGUCCAUGCUUGGCAGCGAUUGGUUGUAAACUUUUUUUUUUUUUUUUUUAUUAUUAUUUUUUUUUUUUUUUACAAGGGGCCUUCUGCUCUUCAGUUUAACCCUUCUGGCACCUCUAGCCUCACAGCUAGCCUAAAACACUCCUUAGUAGGCUUGGUUAGGGAAAUGUUUUGGAACCUGAACAUGCCGCAGCCUCUCCCAUUCCAUGAUGGCCUUGAAGAUUUGAAUACUGUACAUUUUGAAGCACUAAAGCCAUUGACCCAACAGUGGAGCUAUCUGCGUUUAGGGGUUUAAAAUUAACGUCCUUGGUUACAUGGACAGAUAUGAGCAGGCCAGAAAACUGCAAGCCCAAGCAAAGGUUUAGCCAGUUUCCUGCCAUGGGCAUGGAAUAGGUUAUCUUAAUGGCUGUUACUUGGGCUUUCAGCAUUCCAGUCUGGCACUGAAGAGGUUAAAUAGUUUAUCCAUGUAGUCUCUGCUUGUAAAACACUGUACUGUGUGUUAACUAUUUUUCUAAGAAGGUCCAGUGCACUCACCUGUGGCCUCUUUUAGUGGAGGGGUUAACGUACAUUCCGGCACCACUGCUAUAUUGUAGAGCGUGCACUUCCAGCCAUGAAGGGUUUAACCCCAACACGCAAACUCACAUUCCUUUUUAAGGUGUCAUAACAAAAAAAAAAAAAACAUGGGAAAAAAAUAAAAAUGAGAAACUAGAAUAUUUUAGCUGGGGAGGAAUAACCUCUACUGUUGUGGGGGUGAUUUUAUAUAGGGUGUCUCCCCAGGGAGGAAUCUACCAGUAGCUUUUGUGCCUUCAGCUGUUCUGUGUGUUCUUUUUUUUUUUUUUUUUUUUUUUUUUUUU
Messenger RNA from Spea bombifrons (plains spadefoot toad), 2287 nucleotides. RefSeq names its product G protein subunit alpha i2 (gene GNAI2). Gene Ontology annotation, molecular function: GTP binding; GTPase activity; G-protein beta/gamma-subunit complex binding. NCBI's taxonomy places the organism in Eukaryota, Metazoa, Chordata, Amphibia, Anura, Pelobatidae. The record is from RefSeq and is a predicted model, not a curated record. Gene Ontology annotation, biological process: gamma-aminobutyric acid signaling pathway; adenylate cyclase-modulating G protein-coupled receptor signaling pathway. Bases 205 to 1272 code for a protein of 355 amino acids. The transcript is spliced from 9 exons. Gene Ontology annotation, cellular component: heterotrimeric G-protein complex.